Athalia rosae (coleseed sawfly) is the source of this 2370-nucleotide messenger RNA. RefSeq lists its product as uncharacterized. The transcript is spliced from 9 exons. Lineage: Eukaryota; Metazoa; Arthropoda; Insecta; Hymenoptera; Athaliidae. The record is from RefSeq and is a predicted model, not a curated record. The coding region runs from base 141 to 1469 and encodes 442 amino acids.
CGCGACCCUCUGUAAACUUGAACGGAAUUAGUCGCAGAUAGUUCCCAACGUGGUUCCAACCCAUCAGCUGUCAAUUGUAGCCAGGAACAUCUUUGAAAAAUACAUUGUUACAUGCUGCAUUGUUCACUGGGAAAAGUACGAUGGAAGUGUUUGAAGUCCGAGAUCCGGACAUCGUUCAGGCCCUUCAAUGGACCAAGGAAACAGUCGAGACAAUGAUUACGAGGGCGUUUACUAACGCUGCUGUACGCCGAUCAAUAUGGAGCGAUACCCCAAAUAAGCAGCACUCGCUUUCUGACGUUUUCUUCACUGUAAAGGACGACACGCACGUGGAGUUAACAAAUGUGAAGCUUCUUCGUGAGCCAGAUUUUCGGUUUACCAGUAUAAACUCCUGCCUCGAGUCUUUCUUCUUAGCAGCUAAUAUAGACAUCGGUGACCUAGAAGUGACCGCAGAUUUUUACGUAAACAAUAGCGCCCUUGAUUAUGUUCUGCCUCUCGCUACAUCUGGUCAAGUUACGAUUACCUUCAAAAAUGUUAAGGCUGAAGGACCAAUUGGAGUUUAUCCGAUAGAGGACUGUUUUCUAACGAAAAAUUAUUCACUUUGUUACAAACCUGAAAAUACGACCAUAAAAACCGUUCAUAAGGAUAACGAGGGAGAGGCGACCGUCGAACUUGGCGUCGAUAGUACCGCUAAUCUAUUCAAGGAUGAAACGCUCGGUUCUCAUUUGUGGAUGGAUCUGACUCACCUGUUAACUAAAUUGUUGAAAAUGGAACUCGACGAAGUUUUGUGCGAACUAUCAGCCAGCGAUCUUCUUCAAGGAGAAUCAGAUUACGUUGACGGAACGAUAGAACACAGCAACGCAGUAAACGUGGUGACAAAUGAUAUUUUCGACAAGAUCAUCGCGAACGCGAACAACAGGAUCAAUGAGCUGAACCUUUCGACGAUUCCAGGGCCAGAUAUCGACGCUUCGUUCAAAAAAAAACUCGCAACUGUUGUGACGACCGGACAUUUCACCGCCAGAAAUGGCACCUUUCAAAACAUGGCAAGUUUGGCCAGAAAAGGCGAUGUCAGUAUCGCUAUCGAAGAUGGAAAAUUUGUCAUAUUUGGAAGAGUGGGGCUCACAGAGCUAAAGAUUUCCUAUGACCAUUACACGGCAAAGUUGAUGGACGUUGGGCCCACAGGAAAAAUUCAGACGACCGUUGGUCGGAACGAAGCGCUUUUCAAAUUUAUUCUUGAAAAAACUGAUCAGAAAGUGAAAAUUCGAUUAGCAGAUUUCAAGAUCACCGAUAUUAGCGAAAUUGAGGCUCACGUGACGGGGUUGGGCGGCCUCAACUGGUUGACAUCAAAGAUAUCUUCCUGGAUCGCAAGCAUCCUGCGUUGGAAGGUGGCACCUCUCGUCGAGGUUAACGUUAAAGAGAAUGUUAACAAAGUGCUUGAAAAUUUCGAUGUUAAUUCUUUGUUAAAAAAAUGACUAUCUUUUUAUCAUGGUGUCGAACUACCGGUCGAGAAUGACGUUGAAGAUUCUAGUCUACAACUGCAGGAACCGUCUAGAAAUCAAAGUUAUUUUUACACCAAGUUAUUCAGGAUGAAUUUCUUCGCUUGAAUUUCUUUUUCAUAUUCGACCGCACUUCGAUUGGAAGAACUCUUGAACGUGUCGCGUUAGCACGCUCAAAUCCGGAGGAAACCUAGGAAAUUUUUUCCGUAAGCUUAUUUUUUGAUUACGACGAAUCAAUCGCAUUUAAAAACAGAAGAAAAUUAACGCAUUCCAGUAUUGAACCUUAUUCUAUGCUUUACCGGUGAAAUUAACUAGCAUGAAUUGUUUGCACGGAUUUUUAAAAUCUCUCGAGAUUUUAAACUUUUGAUCAUUUUUGUCUAUACGAAAAAUUUUGUCAGAUUUGAUGUUCUUCUUGCUUCGUUCUUAUAAUUAGAAUUUAAUGAGUUUAUUCUUCUCUGUUACCUAAUAUUAAAAUAACUUUGUCAAUUUUUUUUUUUCAUCAUUCAUCAAAAACCGCUCAAAACUCAUUUGAAAAAUAACGAUGAGGCUUAUAAUGUCAAUAAUAACAAGAAAGCAAUGAUUACACAUUCAUAUUAACGAUUUCAAUACCUAGGCAAAAACUAAAGUUAUUGUUCGCGAUAUUUUUUAAUAGACAGUUUUAAAGAUAUUCAUAUAAUAAUAAUACACACGUGUCAUCAUAUUACUAUUGUUGUUGGUGCGACACGUGGUUCACGUGUCGCAAAAAUGUUAUGGGUUGCCAGUAAUUUACUGGAGGGAAUAAAAAAAACGUAAUUAUAAUAAUUAUUAUUCUAUAUUUUAUUUGAUUGUUGUAAUAAAAUGAUAUUAUAUAUAAUAAAAUAACAUUUCACGCACCAUA